Melanotaenia boesemani (Boeseman's rainbowfish) is the source of this 1972-nucleotide messenger RNA. It is a transcript of the gene gjb9a, whose product is annotated as gap junction protein beta 9a. The coding region runs from base 255 to 1070 and encodes 271 amino acids. Gene Ontology annotation, cellular component: connexin complex. The transcript has 4 exons. The record is from RefSeq and is a predicted model, not a curated record. Lineage: Eukaryota; Metazoa; Chordata; Actinopteri; Atheriniformes; Melanotaeniidae. Gene Ontology annotation, biological process: cell communication.
GACAUGCAACGUCUUUGUGUCCAUGUAUGUUUGUCCAAUGAUACAGCAGCUGCUGAAACUGGUUUGGCAGAAUUUCUGAGGAAAGGAUGACAAAUAACAACUGAGAAGAAAAAGGAGCAAGAGAGUUUUUCUCUUGACUUCAUCUUACUUCACUGCUCUCUUAUUAAUCUUCUCUUGCUGGUGUCGACAUACUGGGUAUUUGAGUGGCUUUUCAGCACCAGAACUUUUCUGUCUCCCAGAUCACAGAAGCAGGGAUGAACUGGUCGGGACUGGAGAGUCUGUUGAGUGGAGUCAACAAAUACUCCACUGCAUUUGGGAGAAUCUGGCUUUCCAUGGUGUUUGUGUUUCGUGUUCUGGUGUUCGUGGUGGCAGCGCAGAGGGUGUGGGGAGAUGAAAGCAAAGACUUUGUGUGUAAUACCAAACAGCCUGGUUGUACCAACGUUUGCUAUGACCACAUCUUCCCCAUCUCCCAUAUCCGCCUGUGGGCACUGCAGCUGAUCUUUGUCACCUGCCCAUCUUUAAUGGUCAUGGCUCAUGUUAAAUACCGAGAGGGGAAGGACAAGAAAUAUGUGGAGCAGCACAACGGCUCUCAUCUGUAUGCUAACCCUGGCAAGAAGAGAGGUGGCCUGUGGUGGACUUAUCUGUUGAGUUUGGUCUUCAAAGCAGGAUUUGACACAUCGUUUCUCUACAUUCUAUAUCGGAUCUAUCACGGAUAUGACUUGCCCAAGUUAUCCAAGUGUUCGCUGGAACCAUGCCCAAACACUGUUGAUUGCUUCAUCAGUCGUCCAACAGAAAAGAAGAUCUUCAUGUUGUUCAUGGUGGUAUCCAGCGGCAUCUGUAUCUUCAUGUGCAUCUUAGAGAUGACUUAUCUCAUCGGCAAACGCAUAGUUAAAAGGAUAAAAGCCCAAUAUGAAAAUAAGAGGCUUGCAUUUGCUGAACAGCAUGAGCUCGGCGUUAUUGUACCUCCCAGGUCCCAGUAUUUGAGGACUGAUCCAACCCUGGCAGAAAGCCAGCUGAGCUUAAACAAGAGGGAGAAGACUAAAAAUGGCUGUACAACUACGCUGUUGUAGAACCUACUGGACACAAUGGGUUUGUGAAGGUUGGUGGCCAGCAGAAACAGGAUAGUUACUUUUAAAACUCAUAAAAUGGUUGCUCUUCUGUGCUGUUAUUUUGUGAUCCCACAUCAGCUGCUUAUGUGGACUAGUAGCGUUGGAUAUCGUAUUUCUAAGAGCUACAGAGACAAACAUUCACAUUUUGCUGGCUUUUAAAACACGAGUGGAAUCUGUGGAGCAUUGCUGAUCCUGAAUGUUUGAUUAAAUGCUCUGCUAUGUUGUAAAUGUCUUUUUAUUGGUAUAUCUUUGGCACUUCAAAAAGCCUUGUUAACUCUCAGUUCUCUGUGGAUUAUUUCCACUUACACGAUCAAUCUGAAGCUGGAGACUAAACAAUGCAAAUACUAUGUUUUCAGCUGCCCAACACUGAUUAAGUUGUGAUAGUUUCUCUAAAUCUGCAGAUUAACUGUAUUUUUCCGAUCAGCUAAAAACUGUGAGGUUUGGAUAAAAAUUGCUUUGCAAGGGCUGUUUAGAGAUGCCUAAAUAAUCAGAACUUAAAAAUUACUCAAUGUUUUUUGGGUCUGUCUGCAAUAUAUUGUGCUUUCUUUUUAUUUAUUCUUUGUUUUUAUAUUUGCUUAUAUAUGUUUUGCACAUUUUGAAAAGUCAACGUUUAUGAAAAGGCAGUUAUCCCAGUAAGGGCAAAGAUAUAAACAGUUUACAAGUACUGAGAGGCGAGAGAAGGAAUAAUUUCAAGCAGUGGACAGCUUUAAAGUUCUGUAGAUUUAUUUUGUGCAAUAAAUUUUUUAUUUUUUUAUUUUUUACUUUAAUAGUCUGAUUUUUUUAGUCAGAUUGACAUGGUUCAAAUAAUGUAAACACACUGUCCAAAAAAUGAUUUGAAAAAGCAUUAAAAUUUGUAGUUUUCA